Molecule: messenger RNA, 296 nt
Organism: Staurois parvus
Lineage: Eukaryota; Metazoa; Chordata; Amphibia; Anura; Ranidae
Source: the annotation of a GenBank genome assembly
GCUUGGUAACCCGGUGCCCGCGGUCUGCUAGAUGGCUCAGUGUCCGCUGAUGUGCCAGGUGAUUCGGUGCCUGCUGACUUGCCAGAUGACUCGGUGCCCGCUGUCGUGCCAGAUGACUCGGUGCCCGCUGUCGUGCCAGAUGACUCGGUGCCCGCUGUUGUGCCGGAUGACUCGGUGCCUGCUGUCGUGCCAGAUGACUCGGUGCCCUCUGUCCGAUGCCCAGCCUGACCAGGAAACCCAGCCAGCCGGUUGACUCCGGCAGUAGGAUAUUCAGCCAGUUACCUGACCCGGGCGGU